AUGACACACAAUGUGUACUGGUGUGCACUUCUCAGUGCUGUUCUGAUAGUCAUUUUCUAUCUAUCUCAGUCUUUCCAUUAUCUAUCUAUCUAUCUAUCUAUCUUGUCUUUUCAUUAUCUAUCUAUCUAUCUAUCUAUAGUAAAAGAAGAUAACGGUACGGUCCCUUGCAGGGGAGUUAACUCUUUUUGUCAACACGAUCUCACGUGUAAAAAUCUCGUUGAUGGAAGGAUUUUGACUGGUGAUGCUCGUAAUAUAACACAGUCUGUAAUUAUGAAGAUCAUUCGAAACAAGCGGGUUAAAAAGAUUCUGGCUUUUUACCGGAAUUACUUUGAAUUUCGAACACCUUACCAAGUCUUGAUUGAUGGCACUUUCUCUCUGGCUGCUCUAAACUUUCACAUUAAGUUAGAUGAACAAGUUGCCAAAUUAUUUGAAGCAGAAGUCAAACUUUGUACAACAUCUUGCAUCAUCUCAGAGUCCGAAGCAUUGAAAAAAAUUCUUCCGGGACCUCUUCAAAUUUUGCAUCGAUGCCAUGUCAGUAAAUGCCAUCAUAAAAAUAAACCUGUGUCUGCUACAGAAUGUCUACUGUCUAUGGUGAAAUCAAAUAAUUCUCGUCAUUAUAUUGUUGCCACUCAGGAUAAGAAUCUUCAGAAGUCUCUGCAUGAAAUUCCUGGUGUUCCAGUGAUGUUUAUUGAUCGAACUCUUUGUCUUGAAUCUCCAUCUGAGGUUUCUCGCCGUGUUGAGUUUACUGUUGACAUUAAAGUCAGCGUCAAUGAAUUGCAACGUUACCUCAGCUUGAGAGUUGUGAAUGUCUAUGAUGUCGAUCAUAAAACGUACUUAAUAAAACUGGCACUGCCAGACAAAAAGGCAGUUCUGGUGAUUGAAUCUGGUGUUCGCAUUCACAGUACAGAAUUUGAAUGGCCUAAACAUGCCGCACCAUCUGGGUUUGCUAUGAAGCUGAGGAAACACAUACGUGGGAGACGUCUGGAAUCAAUCCGACAGUUGGGCAUUGAUCGAAUUAUUGAUUUGCAAUUUGGCUCUGCGGAUGCUGCUUACCAUGUGAUUUUGGAGUUGUAUGAUCGAGGUAAUAUUGCCUUGACUGAUCAUGAAUACACGAUCUUGAAUAUCCUUCGACCUCGUUCAGAUGAAAGUCAAGAUGUGAAGCUCAUUGUUCGACAAAAGUAUCCACUUGACAUUGCUAAAGAUGCAAGCCAAAUUGUUUCUGAAAAGAUUCGUGAGCUUUUACUAUCAGCUAAAGAUGGAGACCAAAUGAAAAGGAUACUCCUUCCAGCAACAGAUUUUGGUCCUGCCAUCAUAGAACAUUCUCUUUUAGAAGCUGGUUUUCCAGAUAAUAUUAAAUUAAAUAAAGGGUUCAAUAUAAAUACAGAUUUUGAGAAACUUAUGGUUGCCCUUCAAAAGGCUUCUGAAUUAUUUGAAAAAAUAGUUACCGGACCUAAUAAGGGUUACAUUAUUCAGAAAAGGGAUGUGCGACCCACCACUAAAAAUGAAGGUGAUAAAGAACUUUUAACUUAUGAUGAAUUCCAUCCUUACCUUUUUUCUCAGUAUGCAAAUAAGCCUCACAUUGAACUUGAAAUGUUUGACAAGGCUGUGGAUGAGUUUUUCUCCAAGUUAGAAACUCAGAAGAUUGAUAUGAAGAUAUUACAACAGGAAAAAAUGGCUGUGAAGAAAUUGGAAAAUGUCAAGAAAGAUCAUGAAAAGAGAAUGCAAGAAUUGCAAAAAGCUCAGGAAUCUGACACAGUGAAAGGACAAUUCAUUGAGUAUAAUUUAACCUUGGUCGAUCAAGCGCUAACAGUUGUUCGCAGUGCUGUGGCCAAUCAGAUCAACUGGUCGGAAAUCAAUGAAUUAGUCAAACAGGCACAAGCCCAUGGUGACCCUGUGGCUUUGGCCAUUAAAGCUCUCAAACUUAACACCAAUCACAUUACAAUGCUUCUCAGUGACCCAUAUAUUGAUAGUGAUGAAGAGGAGGAAGAAGAUCAUCCCAAAAGUAUUUUGGUGGAUAUUGAUCUUGGACUUAGUGCCUAUGCGAACUCAAAAAAGUAUUUUGAUAAGAAAAAACAAGCAGCAAAAAAAGAACAGAAAACAAUUGACGCUUCAGCAAAGGCUUUGAAAUCAGCUGAAAGAAAAACGAAAGAGACAUUGAAGAAUGUUGCAACGGCAGCAACCAUAAACAAAACCAGAAAAACCUACUGGUUUGAGAAAUUCUUGUGGUUUAUCAGUUCGGAAAAUUACGUGGUGGUUGGGGGACGAGAUCAGCAGCAGAAUGAAAUGGUGGUUAAACGUUAUAUGAGGCCAGGUGAUAUUUAUGUUCAUGCUGAUCUUCAUGGAGCAAGCAGUGUUAUCAUAAAAAACCCAUCAGGUGAUCCAGUACCUCCCAAAACAUUGAAUGAAGCAGGAGGUAUGGCCAUUUGUAACAGUGCUGCUUGGGAUGCUAAAGUGGUUACCAGUGCCUGGUGGGUCUAUCAUGAUCAAGUGUCAAAGACAGCCCCAACUGGAGAAUACUUAACUACUGGAAGUUUUAUGAUUAGAGGUAAAAAGAACUAUUUACCUCCAUCUCACCUGAUUUACGGAUUUGGGCUCCUUUUUAAGCUGGAAGAUGGCAGUGUGUUUCGUCAUGCUGGGGAGCGUAAGGUUCGAGGAAUUGAAGAGGAGAGUUUAACCACAGUGGAAGAGGGGGAUUCCAGCUCUGGUGUCAGUGACUAUAACUCCAAGACCAAGGAAGAAUCUGCCAAUGAAGGAGAGUCGAACAAAGAAAAUUCUUCUGACUCUGAAGAAGAGGAAGAAGAAGAGGAGGAGGAGGAGGAGGAGGAGGAGGAAGAGGAGGAAACAGUUCAUGAGAAUAAUGGUAUCCUACCAGAACCACAGAAUAUCAAAAAGGAGGGUCCAAUUCCAAAGAAGAAUGACAUCACUGAGAAAAAUGUAGAAGAAUUUGCAUUUCCUGAUACAAGUAUUAAUUUGGAUUUCAGUGGUGAAAAGCUCAUGGUUCGUAAAAACCAAACAGAGAAGCAGAGUAACAGUUUCAUUACAAAUGACAAAGAAGAAUUGAAACAAGAAGCUGAAAACAAAGGUGGCAGGUUAUCGGCUAAAAUGAGGAGGGAUCUGAAAAAAAGUCGAAAGAAAGGAGUGACGAUUGAUGAAUUCCUGAAACAGAAGGAGCAGUCUGUGGAUGAAUUCUCAAGAAAAUCUGAGAAAGACGAAGAACAAAAUGCAGAAAAUGAAAAUGAAAAUGAAAAUAUACAAACAAACCUGUCACAGCCUUCACAGCAACCUUUGAAAAGAGGAAAGAGAAAUAAAUUGAAAAAGAUGAAGGAGAAAUACAAAGAGCAGGAUGAAGAAGAGCGUCUACUUAGGAUGGAGAUUCUGGCGUCUGCUGGCCCAGCCAAGGAAGAAAAGAAAAAGAAAGGUAAAAAAGACAAAAAACCACAGACAGAAAUCAAAAUGCGUGGCCAUAUUCCUGAUAAGUUAAAGAUCUCUUCAGAUAAAGGUGCCAAAGAGCAGAGUGAUGGAAUGGUUGUAUCAGGUGAUGGCCAAUUUCCAAAUUCAAAGCUUGGCAAAGAUAAUGAUAUGAAACAGGAAGAAGAGUCAGACGAUGAAAAACCAGAUGAAGAUGACCUGUCUCAUCAAAUAGUUGAUACACAGAUUCUUGAUUCGCUAACUGGCUGUCCUGUGAGUGAAGAUGAAUUGCUGUAUGCUGUCUGUAUGGUUGCUCCAUACAAUUCUAUUGUGAAUUACAAAUACAAAGUUAAAUUACUUCCAGGAACAACGAAACGUGGCAAAGCUGCUAAAACAGCUAUUGCAAAUUUUCUGCAUGACAAAAGUGCAUCAAGUCGAGAAAAGGAUUUAAUAAAAAUCCUAAAAGACAGUGAUAUUUCUCGAAACAUUCCUGGCAAGGUGAAAUUAGCGGCACCUAAUUUGUUGAAAAACAAGAAAAAGAAGUGA
This is a messenger RNA of Acanthosepion pharaonis, 3954 nucleotides long. The record is from the annotation of a GenBank genome assembly. NCBI's taxonomy places the organism in Eukaryota, Metazoa, Mollusca, Cephalopoda, Sepiida, Sepiidae.